This is a messenger RNA of Melospiza georgiana, 4563 nucleotides long. It is a transcript of the gene DLG1, whose product is annotated as discs large MAGUK scaffold protein 1. The record is from RefSeq and is a predicted model, not a curated record. Gene Ontology annotation, cellular component: neuron projection; neuromuscular junction; postsynaptic density membrane. The coding region runs from base 514 to 2940 and encodes 808 amino acids. NCBI's taxonomy places the organism in Eukaryota, Metazoa, Chordata, Aves, Passeriformes, Passerellidae. The transcript has 23 exons. Gene Ontology annotation, biological process: neurotransmitter receptor localization to postsynaptic specialization membrane; chemical synaptic transmission. Gene Ontology annotation, molecular function: kinase binding.
GGGGAGAAAUACUUGUUUGCAACCAAAACUAUUUUUGAACAAACGCUUCAUUUUAGAAAUCCUAGCCAGCUAAGAAAAGCUGAAUUGAGAUUUUUUGCUGUAAAAUAAUUUUGUAUUGCAUUUCAUCAAAUGAUUCCCUGUGAUGCUCAUGUGUUAGGUAAUCCUGACAGAGGAGUAUUUGAAAUAGAAUACGAAGAGGUACUUAACUGGUAUGGAACAGGAUUUGACAUCUUUUGUGGAAUAUUUGCAAGGAUACAUUUAACUUUUUCAGACAUAGAUAACCAAAAUAGGUUAAGAAUUUUUCAUGAAAGUUAAAGCAUUUGUAUUUUAGCCUGCUGCUUUUUCUCCACGGUGUUUCUACCUCUGAAUGAAUCCAAAGGGAAAGCUGGCACUCACUCAGCUGUUUUGACUAUUAAAUAAGUGUGCUUUUUCUCAUUCUGUUGAGAUGGUGUUUAGCUGUGACUGAAUAUAAACCUUUUAAAUGUUUGGAAAUAUACCUGCUAUGCUGAAAGGAUGGAUUGCUUAUGCAUUGUAACAACAAAGAAAUACCGCUAUCAGGAUGAAGACACACCCCCACAGGAGCACAGCUCUCCCCACAUUGCCAAUGAGGUGACAGGUCCAGAGCUGGUUCAUGUAUCAGAGAAGAAUCUGUCCCAGAUUGAGAAUGUCCAUGGAUUUGUUUCCCAUUCUCAUAUUUCACCAGUAAAGCCCACAGAAGCUGUUCCUUCCUCUUCUCCCAUUGUCCCUGUGAUCCCUGUCCCACCAGUCCCUGCUGAGACCAUCCCAUCCACCAUACCACAGGCAAAUCCCCCUCCAGUGCUGGUGAAUACAGAUUCUUUGGAGACUUCAACAUAUGUCAAUGGCACUGAUGCAGAUUACGAGUAUGAAGAAAUUACUCUUGAAAGGGGAAAUUCAGGACUUGGCUUUAGCAUUGCAGGUGGUACAGAUAACCCACAUAUUGGGGAUGAUGCCAGUAUUUUCAUUACAAAAAUUAUAGCUGGAGGUGCAGCUGCACAGGAUGGAAGAUUACGGGUCAAUGAUUGUAUCCUGAGAGUAAACGAGGUGGAUGUUCGGGAUGUGACACACAGCAAAGCCGUGGAGGCACUGAAAGAAGCAGGAUCCAUUGUACGAUUGUAUGUCAAAAGGAGAAAACCAGUCACAGAAAAAAUAGUGGAAAUCAAACUUGUGAAAGGCCCCAAAGGUCUUGGUUUCAGUAUUGCUGGUGGUGUAGGAAAUCAGCAUAUACCUGGGGACAACAGCAUUUAUGUAACCAAAAUCAUUGAAGGUGGGGCAGCACAUAAAGAUGGCAAACUUCAGAUUGGAGACAAACUUUUAGCUGUCAACAGUGUUUGCUUAGAAGAAGUUACUCAUGAAGAAGCAGUGACUGCCUUAAAAAACACAUCUGACUUUGUUUAUCUGAAGGUUGCAAAACCCACCAGCAUGUUCAUGAAUGACAGUUAUGCCCCUCCUGACAUCACAAACUCUUAUUCUCAGCCAGUGGAUAACCAUAUCAGCCCAUCUGCCUACCUGGGACAGUCCCUGCCCCCAGCAUCCCCAGGGAGAUACUCACCAGUUCCCAAGGGAAUGCUUGGAGAUGAUGAGAUCACCAGGGAGCCUAGAAAGGUUGUCCUACAUCGAGGAUCAACAGGUCUUGGUUUCAACAUUGUUGGAGGAGAAGAUGGAGAAGGAAUUUUCAUCUCUUUCAUCCUUGCAGGAGGGCCAGCUGACCUGAGUGGAGAGCUUAGGAAAGGAGAUCGUAUAAUUUCUGUAAAUGGAGUGGAUCUAAAAUCAGCAACCCAUGAACAGGCAGCAGCAGCUCUGAAGAACGCAGGCCAAGCAGUGACUAUUGUAGCUCAGUACCGUCCAGAAGAAUACAGUCGUUUUGAAGCUAAAAUCCAUGAUUUACGGGAGCAGAUGAUGAACAGUAGCAUUAGCUCAGGAUCAGGCUCUUUGCGAACCAGCCAGAAGAGAUCCCUCUAUGUCAGAGCUCUUUUUGAUUAUGACAAGACUAAAGACAGUGGCCUCCCAAGUCAAGGACUGAACUUCAAAUUUGGCGAUAUUCUCCAUGUCAUUAAUGCUUCUGAUGAUGAAUGGUGGCAAGCACGGCAGGUAACUCCAGAUGGAGAAAGUGAUGAAAUUGGAGUUAUCCCAAGCAAACGCAGAGUUGAGAAAAAAGAACGAGCCCGUUUGAAGACAGUGAAAUUCAAUUCCAAAACAAGAGAUAAAGGGGAGGUCCCUGACGACAUGGGAUCAAAAGGCCUGAAGCAUGUAACCUCUAAUGCCAGCGAUAGUGAAAGUAGUUACCGUGGCCAGGAGGAAUAUGUGUUGUCAUAUGAACCAGUCAAUCAACAAGAAGUCAGUUACACUCGACCUGUGAUUGUUUUGGGACCCAUGAAAGACAGAAUAAAUGAUGACCUGAUCUCAGAAUUUCCAGACAAAUUUGGCUCAUGUGUUCCACAUACUACUAGACCAAAACGAGAUUAUGAGGUGGAUGGACGUGAUUACCAUUUUGUCACUUCUCGAGAGCAAAUGGAGAAGGAUAUUCAGGAUCACAAAUUCAUUGAAGCUGGCCAGUACAAUAAUCACCUUUAUGGAACAAGUGUCCAAUCAGUGCGAGAAGUAGCAGAAAAGGGUAAACAUUGCAUUCUUGAUGUUUCUGGUAAUGCGAUCAAGAGGUUGCAGAUUGCCCAGCUGUACCCAAUCUCCAUUUUUAUUAAACCCAAAACAGUGGAAAAUAUCAUGGAAAUGAAUAAACGCUUAACAGAAGAGCAAGCCAAGAAGACAUUUGAGAGAGCCACGAAACUGGAGCAAGAAUUUACUGAACACUUCACAGCUAUUGUCCAGGGAGACACUCUGGAAGAAAUCUACAACCAAGUGAAACAGAUCAUAGAGGAACAGUCUGGUCCUUACAUCUGGGUUCCAGCAAAGGAAAAAUUAUGAAAACAGAUUUUUAUUUUUCAUUUUCUAACUGAUGUCACCUACUACAUCUGACGACUCUUAAGCCCUUCCAGUGGAGCCUGCCUCUAGUUCUUUCCAGCGUGGUUCAUACCCUAACCAUCACAUUCUGCAGUUCCCAUAAUGCUUUACAUUUGGUGUCUCUCUUAGUUUAAAUAAUUUGUAUUAUUGUGUGUUGUUGGUUUGCCAUUUUUCGAACAUGACAGUGGAAUGGCCUGACCAGCUAUUAGUUUAGGGUGGGGGUGGGCGGGAAUUGCUGGGUAAAAUUCCUUAAUGUUUAAGGGAAAGUAACUUUCAAAGAUUUUUCAAAAAAGCUUUAUAGACAUUCUUUUAAAAUUUCAUAACAAUUGAAAGAAAAGUUGUAUUCAAGGAAGUUGUAAAUUAUGAGUAACUUUGCACGCUUAACUUUAAUAGCAUGGUUUGGUCAGGGCAAUCAAUUUCAGGUUUUAUUUUCUGAGUUCAAUCCUAUUGUCACAGUAUCUUUUUUUCUUUCCAGGCAGUUAGAAAGCAACUUUUAAAUUUUGAGUUAGCAUUUUCAUUAAGUCCCAUUACUACUCCUAAAGGGAUAGUCAUUUUCAUAAUUUCAUACGGAUAUUCUUAUAAUCUAUUUUUUCAUUUUUUGCCAAUAAAAUUGCUAGGGACAAAGAUGUUUAAUGUUUUUAAUCUUCCUCAUGAAACACUAUUUAUAGUGUGUUGCAGAAAUUCUUUAUAGAUAAUGGUCAUCACACUUUUUGAGCCUAAAAAUAUGUUUAGGUGCUAGGAAACAUUGUAUUUUUCAGAGGAAUGCCAAAUUUGCAUUGGCAGUAAUUCAGAAAACAGCUGCAGAGAUGGUCAUUAGGGCAAUGAGAGAAUGAUUCAUAGCCUAAAAAUGUGUGUGUUCUUAGGGGUCAGAUUUUAAUGAAUAUUUUACCCACAAUAACUGCCUAUUUUGUUAUAAUAAAUAUAUAUAUAUUAAACUUUCUUUAACUAAACUCUGUAACUAUGGGAAUUAUUUUCUUUACAUAGUUGCGCACACGUAUAAAUAUAUAUAUAUAAAAUAUAUAUUUUUCUUUUACCACCUACUCCUAGCUUUUUGUUUUGAAUAAAAAUAAAAAACCAAAUUAGAAUUUACCUUCCUUAAUCACGGAAAAAUCAAAUGGGCUGUGAUGGCUGGGCAUGAAGUCCAGGGAAUAUUAGUACAAGAAAAAAAUACAUGCAAGUUCUCCUCUUUUCUACGCAAUUCCGGGUGUUUGUCUUCCCCUGUCCCCUUUGUAAUAUGCAUGUCUUAACCAAAGGGAGAAUUCAGAGCCAACAAUAUAUUUUUUUUCUGUACAUGUUCGUCUCGGAUUGCACAGGCACAAGAUCUUCCAUUUGCAAUGCACAAACUUCUGUGCUGAAUGUUAUGAAUACCUUGUACCAAAACCUUCAAUAAUGAAAUUCUCAAAUUCCCAUAUUAUUUAGUACCUGCCAUUGCUUGUUUGCAACCGAUUGUUUUUUAGAGAGAUGUACUUAUGACAGUCAUGGGGCAGUCACCCAACCAAAUCAGCUUUGGUUUGUAAAGAAUUAUCAACACUAUCCAUUCCAUUUGUUAGAAAGAGGAGAACAGCUAAUAAACUUUAUUGUACAAUA